AUGGGCGGACACGGCGGACUGAACAUUCUGCCCCAGAAGCGGUGGAACGUCUAUGGGCGUGAGAACCGCUUGAAAGUCGCCCGCGACGAGGCUGCUGCCGCGGAGCAGGACGCCGCUGCUGCCGAGGCCGCCGCAAAGGCCGAGGCCGAGUUCCGGCGCAACCGUCUGCUAGAGCGCGCGCGACGCAAGCGGCUGGGUGGGGCCGAGGGCGAGGGGGAUGCCGAGGCGGGGCUCGGCGGCAAGGGGGGCGACGUCGGGGCCGCGGCGGGCAGCAAGGGCCGCGGAGGGCGUGAGGUGGGGUCGGAGGAGUGGGCGGCGCAGGUGGCGCGGCUUGAGGUGGGCAGCGAUGGCGACGACCGGCCACGCAAGCGCUCGAAGCGGCGGGAGCCCCCGGCAGACCAGGCGCCCCCAGGGUCUGCCCAGCGGACGCCAGCCGCGCCUGCGGCCGCCGCGAACGAGGACGCCGCGGGCGGCGAGCCGCCGCUCGAGCACAUCAACUUUUGGCGGGAGCAGGAGUCCAAGGCAGCUCACCCGGACAAGGAGAAGGAGCGCCGCGAGGACCUGCGGCGGCGCGGUGACCCCAAAACGAUGACGUCAGACGCGCGCUUCGAUGAGAGCUUCAAAUUCGGCAGCACCCUGGGGGGACCAAAGCCGUGGUACGCCCGGCCCUCAGCCCCCCGCGUGGAGGAGGCCAGAGCGCCCCUGCACCUGCCCGGCGGCGGCUCUGGCAGCUGGCACCCCCACCAGCGGCUAACCGCGGUGCAGCAGGGGCAGCAGCUGCAGGCCGCGCAGCUCACGCAGGCAAGCGGAGGGGCUGGCGGGCCAAGGGGAGAUCACGGCGGCAGCAGCAGCAGUAGCAGCAGCAGCAGCAGCAGCAGCAGCAGCGGCAGCAGCAGCGACGGCUCCUCGUCGUCCGACUCUGACAGCAGCAGCGGGGGCCGCCGGGGCCGCAAGAAGCGCCGCAGGUCGCCGUCGAGCAAGCGCCGCCAUGCGCGCAAGAGCGGGGGCAGCAAGAGCAGCAAGCAUGACACAAAGCACUCGAGGCACAAGAGGCGGCACAAGAAGCGAGCUGCUGGCAGCGGCGGGGGCGACAGCCGCAGCAAGCUGCUGCUGCUCGGCGCGCUGCGCGCAGAGAGGGUGGCAAGGGAGGGCGGCGAGCGGAUGCGCGCGAAGGAGGUGCUCGCCGCCGGCGCCAGGCCUGCCAAGAAGUUCAGUCAGAGCUAUGGCUUUGCAGACCAGCUACACCGCAGCAGGCUCUGA
Messenger RNA from Monoraphidium neglectum, 1260 nucleotides. RefSeq lists its product as hypothetical. The coding region runs from base 1 to 1260 and encodes 419 amino acids. Lineage: Eukaryota; Viridiplantae; Chlorophyta; Chlorophyceae; Sphaeropleales; Selenastraceae. The record is from RefSeq and is a predicted model, not a curated record. The transcript is spliced from 6 exons.